UCUCUUCUGUCACUAAAAUCUUCCUAGUCGGCCGUGGUUCGUUCAUUUGCUUUGAAGAAUAUAGGGUUUUGUUUGCUCAAAUCCUUAUCUGUUUGUUUCAAGCGACGAAUUGCAAGAAAAUGUCAGAUUUCUUACCUCGUGAUGUGUUGAUUGACGUCUUCACUAGACUACCGGUCAAAACCCUCGUCCGGUGUGCUUGUGUCUGCAAAUCGUGGCAUUCUUUGGUCACAAACCCUAGUUUCAUCACACACACCUCAAUGCGAACAACAGCAACAACCUUCUACUAUUUCGAAGGUGCUCCAGUGCUGGUGAUGAAAAGGGGUAUUAUGAAGAAGAGCAUUACUCACUACUACGCUGUGAACACAAAAUGUUAUGUGAUUUUGCAGAGUUUGAGCUCCCACUGUAUAGCUUUCCAAACGAGUAUUUUAGGAUAAUCGGUAGCUGCAAUGGGAUCGUAUGCCUUUCUGAUGAUUUGUCCUGUUACAUGGACGGUCUUUACUUGUGGAAUCCAUCGAUUCAGAAGACGAUGGCCCUUCCGCCAGUACGUGUCACCUUUGAAUCACACGGUCCUUUUAUGCAUAGCAUCGGAUUUGGCUUCGAUUCCCAGACUGAUGACUACAAGGUUGUCAGGAUUGUGUUUCUGGAUGACGGAGGCUUUGGUUUUCAAACUCCUCCGGAAGUUGACAUUUUCAGUCUGAGCACAGGCACAUGGCGGAACAUCAGCCAUUUGGGUCUUCAACAUACCAUCUGGGAGCGGGCUUCCCAGGCUUUUCUGAAUGGGGCUACACAUUGGUUUGCUUGCAAUCUGACGAAGGGGAGCAAAUCCGUCAACUUGAUUGUGUCAUUCCACAUGGGUGAUGAGGUCUUUAGCGAAAUCAAGGCGCCUGGUAGCAUUGUUCAUAACAACUGGUUGCAACGAUAUCGUGUUGCAAAAUUUCAAGAAUCACUUUCUCUGAUCGAUAUGGAUACUGGUGCCAAUAGGUGUUACGUAUGGGUGAUGAAGGAGUAUGGGGUGUCGGAGUCUUGGACGAACCUAUUCAAUAUUGAUUUAAGUGGAGGAUUAGGCAAUCGUGUAGCUGGCUUUACAAGGAAAGGCGAAGUUCUAUUUGCGAAAAAAACUGGGCAUCUCGUAGCUUAUGAUCCGGAGACUGAACAAGUAAUGCAUGUUCAUUUUCGAGGAUCAACAGAUUCAUGGGAUGGGGAUUCAUUUUAUGCAGAUGCUUAUACUGAGAGCCUAGUUUUAGUCACUUGUAAGGAGUCACCUGUUUUGCUUGAAGAAAUGAGAGAGAAAAAACAAUACGUGGAGAAACAAGUAAGAGAAAAGAAUGAAAAGAUGAGCAAAAUCAAACCAGAAAGGGAAAGAACAGGGCUGUGAUGAGGGUGGAAAAUCAAAAUGAGGAAGCCAGACAGGGUGGAGAACUGCUGAAAGACUGGAAGUGGCAUAGUGAACUCUUUCCUUGUUUUUUUGUUACUUUUACUUUGCCUGUGGUGCAUAAUGGUGGAGAACUGUUGAAAGAGUUGAAGUGGUAUAUUGAUGUAGUUAGAAGGCAAUAUUUAACUUACCCUUGAUGCUUUUGAACCCUCGUAUCUUUUGGGCUUGAUAUGGCUUUAGAUGUUCUGCUGAAAGUAUUUGUUAUCCAUUAUGCCAUUGUAUCUUCUAAAUUUUGUUUUGGGGUAUGAGCCACAUUAUAUUAUAUGAAUUAAGUUGUUAAGGAAAGCUUCUUUAGGUUGAGUUGCUGGAUGUCGCCUAGCAUUUAGAAGUCCCUGGUUGGUAAUAUUUUGUAGGAAAUCAUGGCUAGUUUUCCUUUAGGCUCAGAUUAUGCU
Messenger RNA from Cornus florida, 1824 nucleotides. Its product is annotated as F-box/kelch-repeat protein At3g06240-like. Bases 368 to 1375 code for a protein of 335 amino acids. NCBI's taxonomy places the organism in Eukaryota, Viridiplantae, Streptophyta, Magnoliopsida, Cornales, Cornaceae. The transcript has 2 exons. The record is from RefSeq and is a predicted model, not a curated record.